Molecule: messenger RNA, 563 nt
Organism: Oreochromis niloticus (Nile tilapia)
Lineage: Eukaryota; Metazoa; Chordata; Actinopteri; Cichliformes; Cichlidae
Product: phospholipase A2 inhibitor and Ly6/PLAUR domain-containing protein-like
Exons: 4
Coding region: 21-473 (150 amino acids)
Source: RefSeq, a predicted model, not a curated record
GAACUGACCUGUUCAUAUCAAUGAAGCUGACUGUUCUGAUUGUCAUCUGGGCACUCUCCAGCACAGCUGGAGCCCUUCAGUGUCAAACCUGCAUAGAUGAGAAGUGUUCAAGCACAGUACCACUUACAUGUACUUCAGAGAUGAUGUGUGUUACAGCUACUAUUUUAGCUACCUCAUCUAGGACUAAAGGAAAACAAAUCUACAAGGCAUGUGCAUCUUCCUCCUUGUGUCCAUCUACGGGCUCUCAGACAUUUUCGAUUGACUUGGGGGUUCGAAGGGCGCUUACAUCUGCCACGUGCUGCAACAUGGAUAACUGUAACUCAAAAACUCUGGCUGCCCCUACUCCUCAGUCACAUAAUGGCCGACAAUGUAACAUUUGUUCCACCCCUCUGUGCAACACUCCGUUACAGUGUCAGGGAGUGGAGGACCAAUGCAUUCAAUCAAUCAGUCAGUCUUUCUCAUGUAUUCUUUAACAAAGAGCAUCUCUAAAUUUGUCUUUAAAGAGGAUGUCAUUGUCGUUCACACUGUCAUUUUUCAUCUGCAGUGAAUGACGGCACCAAGAC